Messenger RNA from Tarenaya hassleriana, 2025 nucleotides. RefSeq lists its product as uncharacterized. The record is from RefSeq and is a predicted model, not a curated record. Lineage: Eukaryota; Viridiplantae; Streptophyta; Magnoliopsida; Brassicales; Cleomaceae. The coding region runs from base 1 to 2025 and encodes 674 amino acids. The transcript is spliced from 2 exons.
AUGCUGAGCUCAUCGGCUUUCAGAGGUAGACCUAACGAAGACCCGAUCCCUCACUUGACUCGAUUCAAGCUACUAUGCCAGUCGGUGAGGACAGUCCGCGGAGUUACCGAUGAGUCUCUCAUGCUCAUGGCCUUUCCAUUCUCCUUAAUGGAUACUGCUCUGGAAUGGCUCUACACACUACCUCCAGAAUCCAUAUUCUCAUGGGAACAAAUGCAAGAAAAGUUCAUGCAGCGGUUCUUCCCCGCUAGCAAGACCCAGCUCGCGAAACAACAGAUUAACUCAUUUUUGCAGGAACCUGAUGAAUCCUUACGUGAAGCUUGGGAUCGCUUUCAAGUAUACCAGAGAACAUGUCCUCACCAUGGAUGGGAUAAAAGGUACCUUAUUUCCACUUUCUUGCAGGGAUUAAAGGAGGACACUCGGGUUCUUAUUCGAGUAGCAUGUGGAGGAAGCCUCAACGAAAAAUCAUUCAACUUCAUAGAGCAACAAAUCAACAAGAUGGCCAACGAGUGUGCUCCCUCUCACGACUUUAUCAGAAACAUUAGCCUCAAAGACAGUCGUGCAGGUAAAGAAAGUCUAUCUGAAAUUCAGGCAUUACGUGCAGAAUUGGCAAAACUUAAAAUGCAGGUUGAGAAUGCCCAUCAGAUCUCAGACUUAGACACAUCAACCAACGGGUACAUGAUCGAAGAUGUCUACUACGUAGAUAACAACAUGUACUCGAAUGUGUACAAUUCGGGGUGGAAGAAUCAUCCAAACUUCUCGUACAAGAAUUCUUCCGACGUCUUGAAUACUCCCCUCGGAAAUUUUGGUGGUCCGGCUAAUCCGGGUCUUUCUCAAGGAUAUCAACCUCGACAUCGAGCUCCCCCGCAACAUCAGAAUCAGGCCAUUCAACACUACCCAACACCUCUUCAAUCUCAGCAGAAUUACGCUCUGUCUCCGCCUUCACAACAGCUUCUCGAUAACCAGAUAGCUCAACUCGCAGCCUCUAUACCUUCGCGACCUCAAGGAUCACUUCCAGGUAAAUCCGAGACAAAUCCUAGAGAGCACUGUAAUGCAGUGUUCUUGAGAAGCGGGAAGCAACUUGAGGAUGUUGUCCCCCCUACUCUUGAAAAAGGUGAGUCUUCUUACUCUAGAUCUUCGAUGACCUCUAACAUUCAGUCUGCAGAUAUUCCAGUUAAGAUGACAUGUGAGGAAGAACCAAAGUAUGUUCCUCCACCUCCCAGACUUCCUCCAGUUCCAUUCCCUUCACGACUUGUGCAACAAAAAGAGGCUAGCCAGUUGAAGCGCUUCACGGACAUGAUAAAGAAAUUGGAGGUCACAAUACCUUUUCAUGAGGUAAUCACUCAAAUGCCCUCUUAUGCCAAAUUUCUCAAGAAUAUUCUGGCUAGGAAGAAGACACUGGAGAAGGAGACAAUACCAUUAACCAAAGAGUGUAGUGCCGUUUUUCAACAUGAUCUGCCCCGUAAGAUGGCAGACCCAGGUAGUUUCUCCAUUCCUUGCAAACUGGGCAAUCUCUUUAUUGAACAUGCGUUAUGUGAUCUAGGAGCAAGCGUAAGCCUAAUGCCAUUGUCGAUCUUCAAGAGACUAGGAGUGGGUGAACUCAAACCCACACAAAUGAUAUUACAGUUGGCAGAUAGGUCGACCAAACGGCCUGCAGGUAUACUAGAGGAUAUGCCACUUAAGGUGGGUGAUUAUUACAUACCUGUCGAUUUUGUGGUUCUUGACAUAGAUGCAGAUUCAAGCAUGCCUGUCAUUCUAGGGCGUCCCUUUCUCAACACAACAUAUGUUGUCAUCCAUGUCAGAGCGGAUCGUCUUACUAUGUCCAUUGGAGACGAGACAAUAGAAUUCAUGCUCAAUCAAAAUGACAAUCCAGACAAAAGUGUGAAAUCUAUUUGUUCAGUUUACAAGCUCAAAACGCCUAAGAACCAGGACCACAAACACAAGGUUAAGAGAGGACCAGAUCCAGCUAGGACAAAAGGUUGGCAGAAGAUCGAUAAUCUUCGCCCAUUAGACCCAUCUGGUAGUUGA